AUGGCUGCCACAAGACCAGCGCCCAUCGCGCUCACCGACAACGUCCUCAGACCCGACAAGGGCGGUUCCGCUGGAAAGGCCAUCAAAGUCCGCACAAACUUCUUUGCCAUCAAGAAGCUCCAGGUCGACACCAUUUACCACUACGAUGUGACCAUCUCUCCCGAGAUCCCUGCGGACAAAGCCCGUCAGCUGUGGAAGGUGAUCGAGUCAACCUUCCCCGAGUUGGCAAAGAACAAGACCGUGUUCGAUGGCAGAUGCAACGCGUACGCCGCUCAGGAAAUGACCGUCGAUAAGCUCACCCGCAAGGUUGAGCUGCCCGAUGGUGGCCGUCCUCCCGCCCCUGCUGCUGCUCCUGCUGCUGCCCCUGCCAAGCAAGGCGGACAAGGUGGUGCCAAGGGUGGAAAGGGCGGAAAAGGCGGAAAGGGUGGCGCCAAGGGCGGUGCUGCCCCAGCUUCUGCCCCUGCCCCUGCCCCUGCCCCUGCUCCCCAGCCUGGCGGUCCCCCAGCCAAGAACAGGAACGAGUUCACGGUCAAGAUCACCAAGGCCGCCGUCAUCGACCUCGAAGAGCUCCACCGUUUCCUUCGCCGCGAGGGUCCCAUAACCCCAGGCUGUCUCACAGCCAUCCAAGCCUUGAACAUUGUCAUGUCGCACAAACUGUUCUCCGAGAUGGUCAGCGUCGGUCGAUCAGCCUUUACCCCUAACAACGCCCAGAAUCUUGGCGGCGGUAUUGAAAAGUGGGACGGAAUCUUUCAGUCUGUCCGUCCCGGUCAAGGAAAGCUCUAUGCCAACAUCGACGUGGCCAACACCGCGUUCAUCAAGGGAGGAAACGCUGCCGAGUUGGUCGCCGAGAUCAAGAAUGUUCGUAGCAUUGACGAUUUCCGUGGUGCCCGCAAGCUCCAGAAGCGCGACAUCCAGGAACUGACCAAGCACUUCAAGGGUUGCUCCUUCACCGUCAACCACCGUGGCGGAGACUUCAAGAAGAAGUUCAAGGUCUCGGAGAUCAGCCUGCAGGGUGCUGAGGGCAUCACCUUCACCCAGGAGCUGAACAACGGCACAACCAAGAAGGUCACCAUCCCCCAGUACUAUGCCGCCGCCUACAACCUUAAACUUCGUUUCCCGUUCUUACCCUGCUUUGGAGUCAAGGGUCGCGACAAGCAGACCAUGUACUUUCCUCUUGAAGUCUGCAACAUUGUUUCUGGAAGACGCUACACCAGACGUCUAAACGAACUCCAAACUGCAGAGAUGAUCAAGGGAACUUGCAUCGCCCCUGACCAGCGUGCCGCCAAGAUCCAGGCCAGCUUCCCCGUCCUCGAUUUCGAGCACAACGAGUACCUCAAGGGCUUCCAGAUGGAAAUCUCCAAGGAGAUGCAGGUCGUCCCCGCACGUGUCCUGCCUCCUCCUCAGGUCGAGUACAGGAACAAUGUCACUUUGACCCCGCAGUUUGGAGGAUGGCAGCUGAACCCUUCCCGCAAGAUGGUUCAAGGUGCUACUCUCUCGUCUUGGGGAGUUCUCAUCUUUGAGAACGAGCACCGCCUUCGCAGGCCUGAGGUCGACAAUUUCAUCCGCGAGCUGACCGGGACUCUGUCUGAGAACGGUAUGAUAGUACCCAUGAGAACGCCUCCAGUCAUGUACGCGCAGCCAGGAAACGUCGAGCGCAAUGUGGAGUCUAUGUGGACCACCAUUGGCCAAGCUUGCAAUGCUCCUCCCCAGAUGAUUUUGGUCGUUUUGCCUUCGGUGUGCCAAACGUACUCGGUCAUCAAGACCUACUGCGAGACCACACAUAAAACUGGUGUCAUGACCCAAUGUGUUCUCUCCAAGAAGGUAUCUCGCCCCAGCAAGCAAUACUGUGGCAUGCUUGGAUUGAAGAUCAACUCCAAGCUCGGAGGCAUCAACAGUACGCUGUCCAAGGCGUCGAUUCCUUUCCUCAACCAAGCACCCACCAUGAUCAUCGGAGCUGACGUGACCCAUCCUGGUCCGGGUGAGAACCGGCCUUCAGUCGUCGCUGUGGUUGCCUCCAUGGAUCAAUUUGCCUUCAAGUACUCUGGACGAAUCAAAGUCCAGGCUAGUGGCGUUGAGGUCAUUGAUGGCCUCAAAUUUUUAGUCUACCAGUUACUUGUCGCGUUCUCGGAGAAGAACAAGACGUUCCCCAAGAGAAUCUUGUUCUACCGCGACGGAGUUUCCGAAGGCCAGUAUGCCCAAGUUAUGGAAACCGAGGUGACAGCUGUUAAGGAGGCCGUCGAACACGUCAACAGCUCUGUGAAGUUCAACCAGCCCUACAGGCCAACACUGACCUUCUGUGUUGUCAAGAAACGUCACCAUGCCCGCCUGUUCCCCAUGAGCCCCAAUGAAGCGGACCGAUCUGACUUGCAAAGCCACGGUGGAUUGCAGGGAACGUCGCGCCCGACGUUGUACCACGUUUUGAUGGACGAAAACAAGUUUACCUCGGAUUCUCUUCAAUCGUUGACCUACCGCCUAUGCCACGUCUAUGCCCGCUGCCCUAAGUCUGUCAGCAUCGUUCCCUCGGUCUACUAUGCUCACUUACUCGCCUACCGUGCUCGUCACUACCAGGGCGGCGACUUUUCUGACACUGCCAGCUCCAUCAGCGGAAGUGACGCCGGCAACGCCCCUACCUUCACCACCUCGAAUGCGCUCAAGAACUUGAUGUACUUUGUCUAA
This is a messenger RNA of Linnemannia hyalina, 2676 nucleotides long. NCBI's taxonomy places the organism in Eukaryota, Fungi, Mortierellomycota, Mortierellomycetes, Mortierellales, Mortierellaceae. The record is from the annotation of a GenBank genome assembly.